Durotheca rogersii is the source of this 1017-nucleotide messenger RNA. Its product is annotated as ATP phosphoribosyltransferase. Gene Ontology annotation, biological process: L-histidine biosynthetic process. Gene Ontology annotation, molecular function: magnesium ion binding; ATP phosphoribosyltransferase activity. The coding region runs from base 1 to 1017 and encodes 338 amino acids. The transcript has 4 exons. Lineage: Eukaryota; Fungi; Ascomycota; Sordariomycetes; Xylariales; Xylariaceae. Gene Ontology annotation, cellular component: cytoplasm. The record is from RefSeq and is a predicted model, not a curated record.
AUGGAUCUAGUUAACCACUUAGAAGGCCGGCUGUUGUUCGCUGUCCCCAAGAAGGGCCGUUUGAACCAAGCCACGCUCAACCUCUUGGAGGGCGCGGACAUACAAUUCAAACGGGAGAAUCGCCUGGACAUAGCAUUGGUCAAAAACCUCCCCAUCGCUCUCGUCUUUCUCCCGGCCGCCGACAUACCCACUUUCGUAGGAGAGGGCCGGGUCGACCUGGGCAUCACCGGGUGGGAUCAGGUACUAGAGCACGAUGCAGGUGUCCGAGCUCUCCACCGCGCUCGGCGCUUCUCGGGCGAGAUCACUCCGGAAGAAGAGAGCGAGCGGAACUCCCAAGGUUCGGGAUGUGAAAGCGUCAUGGACCUUGAAUUCGGCAGUUGCAGGCUGCAGGUUCAGGUUCCAGAGAAGGGCGCCUUUGAUUCGCCCAAGGACCUGAUCGGGAAGAACAUUGGGACCAGCUUCGUCCACUUGGCAGAGAAGUACUUCGCCGACCUAGAACUGGAAGUGGACGCGGCCAGCGAGAAGCCGAAUGGCUCCCCGGCUAAGUUUACCAGCAAGCUGCGGACCAAGAUUAUCGAGUUGAGUGGCAGCGUUGAAGCUGCCUGCGCCCUCGGCGUGGCCGACGGAAUUAUCGAUCUUGUUGAAUCUGGCGAGACGAUGAAAGCCGCGGGACUGAAACCGAUCGAUACCGUUGUUGACACGACGGCGAGGUUGAUAAAAUCGCGGAGACCGUCUAACCCCGGCCUUGUCGAUCUCAUCGCUGCCCGGAUCCGCGGUGUCAUCACAGCCCAGCGGUACGUCAUCUGCCAAUACAACGUCGAGAGAGCCAAGCUCGCCGCGACGACGAAGAUUGCGCCGGGGAGACGAGCCCCAUCGGUGACGUCUCUGGAGGAAGACGGUUGGGUCGCCGUUAGCGUUAUGGUGGAGAAGAAGAAGCUCGCGCCGAUAAUGGACGAACUGUCUCUCGUUGGCGCGACAGACAUCUUGGUGCUGGACAUCGUGAAUACUCGAUGUUGA